UAACAUGAAAAUAAUUAUAAAAAAAGUACAAACGUGUGCUUGGCUCCAACAAUAUAUCACCACUGAUCCAAAGCUUAGCCUGUAUUUCUACAAUGAAUUAUUCAUCAUAAGCACUUGCAGUUUUGAUACUUUUUCACUCUUUUUUCUGAUUAACUUCUUCCCUUUCCUUUGAUUUGAUGGAAGCUGGACGAUAUUUUAGCUUUGUCUGUUUUGUUUAUGUUAUUUUGUUAGUCUCGUGCCUAAAUAACAGGUCAACUAGCGCCGUACUACUAAAGCACUUUAGUCACUCUAGACGAUCAAAAACAAGCAGCUCAUGUGAUUUUUUCCAGGGGAGUUGGAUUUAUGACGAUUCAUAUCCAUUAUACAAUUCAUCCAUCUGUUCUUUUAUUGAAGGACAAUUCGAUUGCCAACGAAAUGGACGACCAGAUAAACUCUAUCUCAAGUACAAAUGGAAGCCUACUGCAUGCGAAUUACCCAGAUUUAAUGGAUUGGAUUUUCUGAAGAGGGUGAAGGGGAAGAAGAUAAUGUUCAUUGGAGACUCUUUGAGCCUUAACCAAUGGCAAUCACUCACAUGCAUGUUGCAUGCAACAGUGCCCCAACUUAACAUCACAAUCCAAAGGAAAGGCGACGUCUCCAACUUUGUUUUCCAGGACUAUAACGUUUCUUUGAUUUUAUCACGGAACGCCUUUCUGGUAGAUUUAGUCAAAGAUAAAAUAGGCAGAGUACUGAAGCUGGAUUCAAUACAAAAUGGCGAUUCUUGGAAAGGCUUGGACAUGCUCAUAUUCAAUACAUGGCAUUGGUGGCUCCACAAGGGAAGCCAACAACCAUGGGAUUUUAUCCAAAAAGGAGAUCAAAUUUAUAAAGACAUGGAUCGUUUGGAGGCCUUCAAGGAGGGACUCAAAACUUGGUCCAAAUGGGUAGAAUCUAAUAUUGAUCCUACCAAAAUAAGAGUGUUCUUUCAGGGCAUCUCUCCAACACAUUACAAUGGGCAAGAAUGGAAUGGUAGCAAGGCAAGUUGUAAUUGCAAUGGAGAGACCCAGCCAAUUAGUGGGUCAAUGUAUCCAGGUGGACCAAUGGCUGCAGCAACCGUGGUGAAGGACGUGUUAAGUAACAUGUCAAAGCCAGUGACAUUACUUGAUAUCACACUACUUACUCAGCUAAGAAAAGAUGGACACCCUUCCAUUUAUGGUAUUGAUGGCACAAAGGGAAAGGGCAAUGAUUGUAGUCAUUGGUGUCUUGCUGGUGUACCCGAUACCUGGAAUCAACUCUUUUACACCCAUCUUGUUAACCAAGGCAAAUCAAAUACUAUAUGAAACAACUUUAUUUUCGAAAUUCAAAUAUUAUGAGAGUUUGAGUUCGGAAUUCUAACACUAUAUAUUUGAUUUAUUAAUUGGAGUCUGAACCACAA
Molecule: messenger RNA, 1408 nt
Organism: Nicotiana attenuata
Lineage: Eukaryota; Viridiplantae; Streptophyta; Magnoliopsida; Solanales; Solanaceae
Product: protein trichome birefringence-like 41
Exons: 5
Coding region: 177-1313 (378 amino acids)
Cellular component (GO): Golgi apparatus
Molecular function (GO): O-acetyltransferase activity
Source: RefSeq, a predicted model, not a curated record